This is a messenger RNA of Pieris brassicae (large cabbage white), 1390 nucleotides long. RefSeq lists its product as uncharacterized. The record is from RefSeq and is a predicted model, not a curated record. The transcript is spliced from 6 exons. Lineage: Eukaryota; Metazoa; Arthropoda; Insecta; Lepidoptera; Pieridae. The coding region runs from base 981 to 1307 and encodes 108 amino acids.
UAGACGCUCAAUGUCUGUGUCGAUACGCGAAAUAGGAGAUCCUCCAAGACAAGCCUCCUGUGCCUGACUCACGUCAUCGUUUAUUACGUCUAAGGCAUACCAGUAUCACGUUUCUCUUCACCGUACGACAAUUAAAUGCGCAUAUAAAAAGUCUAUUGGUGCAGCACGCACUACCUCGAGAGUUGAGAGGCAAACGCUUAGCCAACAUUGUUCAAUGUAUACACUAAAACUACUCAUUAUUUAGUUUAGGCUAAAUAAACAUAUAUUACGUCUCUUCAUAGAACAGCCGGUACUGUUAGUGUGAAACUGUGUCAAAACUUUAAACCGUAAACGUCUCACCAUGCCUAGAAGCUGCAUUAUGUGUCCACGAUGGAAGACGGAAAUGUGGUUUCCAAAAGAGCAACAAUGAGGUGAAGUGGUUCCUUGAUCAAUGCGAUAUUAUGGAAUUUAACUGCGAAAAUAAUGCCAGUUUCAACCGAGUUUCGUCGUCCGCGUGCCUACAAGUACCACCUUUAUAGAAGCUAUUAUGAUUAAAUUUUAAAGAUUCACCAAGUUUAUACAUUUCUUAUCUAGUUUAUAAAUUGCUUAAACCUUUUUAAAGUUAUCCUAAACAAAGCAAGCAAACUAAAUUCUAGUAAGAUGAUUUAUUUUAAUUUCGGCCAUGAGUGUAUGAUUCAAGAUGUGAGUAGUAAGCUACCAGGGUUUUUAAAAAACAUAGUGAGCUUUUAAAAUAAAUGGUAUUAUUUUUUAAAUAUCUGAGUGAUGUGAAAAUCAGUGUAAAAGUUCUUUGGUUGAAGAUACUAAUAAUAUACGUUCAAUUAAUGUAUUAAAUAUUUGAUACGCAUUCCGAGUACUCACAACUCAGUAUAUACAAAUCCAAAGCAAACAGGAAGUCAUAGACAAUAGAAGUUAACUUCAACAAUGUUUAGGACAAUGAGUUACUUUAACCUAAUCGCGCGGCCACAGCAGUCACAUAGAAAAUGGUUACGAAAAUUAAUCUCCUGAUGGUCUUCUACGUUUUAUCAGUGGCUGCCCACGGACCGCCGCGAGACAGAGACAAUGAAGACAUCGCUAUGGGGCGGAAGAUGGGUGCCAAAUGGUGCAGCAUGGCCAAAGUAUGCAACCACGACCGUAUACCAAUCUGUGGUGUCAGCCAUGCUGGUGACGUCAUGGGAUUCCGGGAUUUGUGUGACAUGUUCGACUAUAACUGUAUAAGGCGGCGAAAUUAUAAACAGACUGGAUGUCCUCAAGACAAAUCUAUUCUGACUGCAUCUCGUCGACCAACCAACAGCUAUUAUGAUGAUUAAAAAUUGAAUAUUCACCUACUACAAUAUUAAAUAAACAUGUAUAAGAAAUGAAAAUAAAGUAAUCCAGUUUUUUGUUAACCUUA